This is a messenger RNA of Plasmodium yoelii, 2928 nucleotides long. Its product is annotated as conserved Plasmodium protein, unknown function. The transcript has a single exon. Bases 1 to 2928 code for a protein of 975 amino acids. The record is from RefSeq and is a predicted model, not a curated record. NCBI's taxonomy places the organism in Eukaryota, Apicomplexa, Aconoidasida, Haemosporida, Plasmodiidae.
AUGGAAAUAAACGAAAAUGAUGAUGAAAAAAAAAACUCAGAUAUUAUAUGGGAAUCUUUGUAUAAUGAUUUUGAAGAGAUAACUGACACAAAUAAAAAACAUUUUAAUUAUAUUGAAAAUAGUUUGUAUAAUUUUUGCAAAGGAGUACAAUUUUCAGAAAAAGAUAGUUGCAAUUUAAAAGAUCGAAACCCUGAUAUAUUUGGAAAUGAUGAAAAUAAUAAAUUAGAAAAAGUUGAAAAUUAUAAUAUAAAAGAUUCUGAUGAAAAUAAUAAUCAACUAGCCAUAAUAAAUAAUAAUGAUAGUAGCGAUUAUGAAAAUUUAAAAAAAAAAAAUAUUUUAUAUGGAAAAAUUUAUAAAAAUGAAUAUUUAAAAAAUAAUUAUAUAGAUAAUGAUAGUGAUUAUUUAAAGGCAGAGACACAUAUAAGCUACAACGAUUUUAUAAAUAGUGAUAAAACACGAAAUUCGGAAAAUUUAAAUCUUUCCUUCUCAAAUAUGAGCUCCGAAUUAAAAAAAAAAACACGCACAAUAAAUAACGAUCCGAAUGGUGCAAUUUAUCCGAACAAUCCAAACGAUGCAAAUUAUUCGAACGAUGCAAAUUAUCCGAACAAUCCGAAUGGUAUUCGCAAAAAUGAGAUCCCAAAUGGGAAUGUAAGAAAUGUCGUAUCAUUUAUGAGCGAGUGUGGAAAUACUAAACAAAAUAUUAACAUUGCUAAAAUGAGAACAGAAUUUUUUAGAAAAAGAGAAGAAGAUUAUAGAUACUUGUUAAGUAAUAAAAAAAUUUAUGAUGAUUCCAAAAGUUGUGGAACUGAAAUGUUAUAUUCAUCACAAUUUAGCACAUUUGAUGGUUAUAAAAAAAAAAAUAGUGUACUUAAUAAAUUAAAAAAUAAUAAAAAUUUUGAUAUAAAUAGUGAAUUUAAUUAUAAUUAUAAUAAUAAUGCACUUAAUGAAAAAAAUGGUUCGGAUAUAUCAAAAAAUGUUUCGGAUAUAUCAAAAAAUGUUAAGACAAAUAUAAAUAAUUUAAAUUCUUUAGAAAAAUUAGAUAUAUUAUUAAAAAAAAAAAAUUAUAAUUUAGUUAAUAAUGAAAAUCCAGAAUUAUUAUCCCUUUUUUUAAAUCAUGAAAAAAAUAAUAAUUUAUCAAGAAAAGCUUUAUCACAAUGUUCAAAUAAUGAUUAUAAAACAUAUCCAUGUAUUUUAGAAAAAUUUGAAAAAAAAAAAAAUCCCCAAUUAAUAAACACUAUUGAAGAUAACGAUCAUAAUGAACUAAUAAAUAGAUCAAAAAAAUUAUUAGAAAUAAGUAAAAAAUGUUUAAAUGAUGAAAAAAAAUAUAAUAAAAAUACUUUCACUGAUGUAAAUUCAAACAAUUUGAAUAAAAAAAAUCAAAAUUUUAUUUUAUCAAAAUUGAUUAGAAAUUGUCAUUCCACUUCUGUUCCUUCUGUUUCUGCCAUUUCCACAUUUAGUGAAAAAGUUGGUCCUAAUAAUAACAUAAUAAAUGAAUACGAAUUUGGUAAGCUCAAAAAUGAAUACGAAUUUGAUAACAUAAAAAAUGAAUACGAAUUUGGUAAGCUCAAAAAUGAAGUGGGCUUAAUUAAACAUGGUUCUUCUAUACAUGGGAGAGAACAAGAUAGCUAUAAAUAUUAUGGAAAAAAUUAUAUUCAUCUUAAAAAAGGAAAAAAUAUAAUAUCAAGUGCUAGCCAAAUAGAUAAAUUAAGUCAAAUUGAGGAUAAAGAAAAAGACAAAAGUGAAAAGGAAUAUAAUAAAUGUUUAUAUCAUUUAUUUGAAGCUUAUGAUAAAGAAAAAAUAGAUGAUAUGAAUGAAAAUAAUAUUUUACAUAGAGACAAUAACAUAAUACAUGCUGAUUCGCAUAAUUUGAAUAAAAACAAUAAUCAAGAUGUAACAUAUAAUAAUAAAAAUGAAGAUAAUAAAAUAAAUAUUACAGAUUGUAAUGAAUUAUAUAUUUCUGAUUUAAAAGGAAAUAAUAAAACUAAUGUUGAAAUUAGUAAUAAUACAUCCAAUUUUGAAAAUUUUGAUGAUAAAAAAAGUUAUCUAGGUUUAAAUUUUCUAUUUAAUGAUGAUACAAAAGGUAGCAAAAUUGGUGAUACUGUUGAUAAAAAUAAACAAAAUAUUAAUAAUAUUGAACAGAUUUAUGAUUUAAACAAACAUGAAUAUAAUUUAAAUUAUAAAAAUUGUGAACAAAAAAUAAGUGAUGAAAUAAAAAUGUUAAAAAAUAAAUUCAUUGAAGAAAGAGCUGGAAUAAAUGAUGAUGAUAAUAAUAAUAGUGUUAGUAGCAUAAUAAAUUUCCGCGAAAAUAAUAAAGAUAAUGAGCUUUACACUGAAAAAAUAAAAAAAGAAAUUAUUGAAUAUAAAAAUUUGGAACAUAUAUCAGACGAAUAUUUUAAUAAAAAUUAUAAUGGUAAUGAUUUAAAACUUUUAUUUAAAGAAAAUUUAUUUUUACAAGAAUUAUGUGAAAAAAGAAAAAUUCGUUUACAAAAAUAUAAAAUUGAAAAAGCUAAAUUGUGUGUAGAAAUGAAAUCGCUUUUAAGUUUUAACAAUAAUUUAAGUUGUGCAUUAAAGGAAAAAGAAACAGAAAUUACUAUUUUAAAAAAAGAAAAAGAACAAUUAGAAAAUGAUUUAAUGAAACAAUUAACUAAUAAUAGUCAUAAUAAAUAUGAUUUCCUAACAAAUUUUAAAUUACAAAAUAAUAUAAAUAAACAAGAAAAAAACGCAAGUUUUAAUACAUGUAGUAGUAACAGUUAUAAUAUGAUGUUAUGUGAUAAAAAUGAUGCACAAUCACAUUACACAAAUGAUAAUAAUUCGUCUGUGAUAAAAAAUUAUGAAAAUAAAAUUCAAGAACUUUUAAUUCAAAUUAAAAUGUACCAAAAAAAAAAUAGCGAUUUGCAAGAACAAUUGAAAAUAUUUAUGAACGAGUAA